This is a messenger RNA of Gastrolobium bilobum, 558 nucleotides long. RefSeq lists its product as uncharacterized. The transcript has a single exon. Bases 1 to 558 code for a protein of 185 amino acids. The record is from RefSeq and is a predicted model, not a curated record. NCBI's taxonomy places the organism in Eukaryota, Viridiplantae, Streptophyta, Magnoliopsida, Fabales, Fabaceae.
AUGUCUUUGAAGAACCGUGGCGGCGUUGGUCAUAGAGCAUGGAACCUCCUGCGGCUCUCAUUGCUGUGGGCACGUAAAGGUGGGGUGUUCAGACGCAAGCUGGCUAUGGAGCUGCGUCUAGUACCAAAGUACUUGAAGCGCCUUGGCCACACAACCCCACCUAGCCAGAUUCACUACUUUGAGCGCGAGCUCUCAUUCGACGAGACUCCCAUCUUCCAUGUCAAGAUGUCCCGUCCAUCUUCUAUGCGCUUCCACUUGCCUCACAUUCCAUGUAUAAACCCACAUGUUGAUUUUGACUAUGAUUUUAAUGAUGACGACGACAAUAUUGUUGAAUAUGGCAACGGGAGAAAGAGUGCCCUUAUGGAUGCAGGAGACCAAGACGAAGAAGUUUAUUAUGGUUAUGAAGGAGGAUGCCAAGAGAUGGCUUCCGAUGAAGAUGCACAAGGAAUAGAUAAGCGAGCCGAGGAGUUCAUUGCUCAAUUCUAUCAGCAAAUGAAGCUCCAACGUCAAAUUUCUCUUCUACAGUACAACGAAACAACCAACAGAAACAGAAGUUGA